UGUGUGUGACGAAUCUGAGUCCAGGUGAAGCGCCUCAGCCGCGUGGAUGAGUGUGUUUGGCUGUGAACCGUGUGCGCUCUGCUGCGCGCGCCCUGCUGCAUGUCAGUGGAUCACCGCAGCGCCAUGGAGACGUGAGGACACCAGCGCGGCGUGUAUAUUAAUCCAGCAUUAUAUUAUACUUUUGGCCACCUUUUUCUUUUCCCUUUAACUUCGGGACCGCCCGCUAAGCCUUUAUCUCUCCCUGGAUAUUCGACCAGAAGUGAUGUCGCUGCGACCGGCCACACUCCUGCUGCUGCUGUGCGCUCUGCGCGCUCCUCUGGCGGUUGAUGGGCAGUUGGAGGACGCUCGUUUCACCGACCUCGGUGAUGCAAUCGACUACAAAGAUCCUUGCAAAGCUGCUGCCUUUUGGGGAGACAUCGCUCUGGAUGAAGAGGACCUCCACAUGUUCAAAGAGGCCCCCAACAGUGACCGAGAGCAGCUCAGAGUCCAGACCAACCACACAGACUCAGUUAACGGCUCCACCUCCAAUGAGAGUAUCAGGGGUAAAAGAGCCGCGAACCGGAUCCUCCAUCGCCUGAGGAGGGCGGCCACCUCCAGACCUGAGCGAGUGUGGCCGGACGGCAUUAUACCGUAUAUGAUCAGUGGGAAUUUUAGUGGCAGUCAGCGAGCCAUUUUCCGCCAGGCGAUGCGUCACUGGGAGAAACACACUUGUGUAACGUUCACCGAGAGGACGACUGAAGAGAGCUACAUUGUUUUCACCUACCGGCCAUGUGGGUGUUGUUCCUACGUGGGGAGGCGAGGCGGUGGUCCCCAGGCCAUCUCCAUAGGGAAGAACUGCGAUAAGUUUGGCAUUGUGGUGCAUGAGCUCGGCCACGUGAUCGGCUUCUGGCACGAACACACUCGUCCGGACCGCGACGAGCAUGUCAGCAUCAUCAGAGACAACAUCCAGCAAGGACAGGAGUACAACUUCCUGAAGAUGGAACCAGGCGAGGUCGACUCGCUCGGGGAAGUAUACGACUUUGGCAGCAUCAUGCAUUACGCAAGGAAUACAUUUUCCAGAGGGAUCUUCUUAGAUACGAUCUUGCCCCGUUAUGAUGUCAACGGAGCCAGGCCGCCCAUUGGACAGAGGACCAGGCUUAGUAAAGGGGAUAUUUCACAAGCCCGCAAACUCUACAAAUGUGCAAGGUGUGGCGACAACCUGCAGGAGAGCGCUGGGAACUUUUCUUCUCCCGGUUUCCCCAACGGGUACUCGGCGUACGCUCACUGUGUCUGGAGGAUUUCUGUCACUCCGGGAGAGAAGAUUGUUCUGAAUUUCACCUCCAUGGAUCUCUUCAGGAGUCACCUGUGUUGGUACGACCACGUGGAGGUCCGAGACGGGUUCUGGAGGAAGGCUCCACUGAAAGGCCGUUUCUGUGGAGACACGCUUCCUGAUCCAAUCGUCUCUACUGACAGUCAACUGUGGAUUGAGUUCAGGAGCAGCAGCAGUUGGGUGGGCAAAGGCGUUUCAGCCGUUUAUGAAGCCAUCUGUGGGGGAGAGGUGAAGCGGGACAGUGGCCAGAUCCAGUCUCCCAAUUACCCUGACGACUACCUGUCCAAUAAAGUGUGCGUGUGGAAAAUCACAGUGGCAGAGGGUUUCAACGUCGGCCUCUCGUUCCAGUCGUUUGAGACUGAGAGACACGACAGCUGUGCCUACGACUACGUGGAGGUGAGGGACGGCAGCUCAGACAACAGCCCGCUGCUCGGCCAUUUCUGUGGCUAUGACAAACCAGACGACAUCAAAAGCAGCUCCAACCAGCUCUGGCUGAAGUUUGUAUCGGACGGAUCCAUCAACAAAGCUGGGUUCGCAGCCAACUUUUUUAAAGAGAUGGACGAGUGCUCCCUACCCGACAACGGCCACUGCGAGCAGCGCUGUCUGAACACGCUGGGCAGCUACAGAUGUGCCUGCGAGCCUGGAUAUGAGCUGGCAGCUGACAGACGCAGCUGUGAGACAGCUGCCUGCGGUGGGUUCAUCACCAUGCUGAACGGCUCGCUCACCACCCCCGGCUGGCCCAAGGAGUACCCACCCAACAAGAACUGCGUGUGGCAGCUGGUGGCACCCAUUCAGUAUCGCAUCACGCUGGUGUUCGAUGUGUUUGAGACCGAAGGGAAUGAUGUGUGUAAAUAUGAUUACGUGGACGUGCGCAGCGGCCUGAGUUCAGACUCGGCGCUUCACGGGAAGUUCUGUGGAGCAGAGAAACCCGAGGUCAUCACCUCCCAACACAACAACAUGAGGAUUGAGUUCAAGUCAGACAACACCGUGUCCAAGAGGGGCUUCAAGGCUCACUUCUUCUCUGAUAUUGAUGAGUGCUCCAAAGACAACGGAGGCUGCCAGCAUGAGUGUGUGAACACCUUCGGAAGCUACAGCUGUCAGUGUCGCGGGGGCUUCAUGCUUCAUGAUAACAGGCACGACUGCAAGGAAGCCGGCUGUGAUCAUGUUGUAAACAGUGUGUCGGGCAUAAUCAGCAGCCCCAACUGGCCUGACAAAUAUCCCAGCAAGAAGGCCUGCACCUGGUCACUGACCACAACCCCAGGCCAUCGGAUCAAACUCGUCUUCAAUGAGAUCGACAUGGAGGCUCAUCUGGAGUGUGCUUACGACCAUCUGGAGAUCUACGACGGGCGAGACGUCCGCGCGCAGAGCCUGGGGCGCUUCUGCGGCACCAAGAAGCCUCCUCCGGUCGUUUCUAGUGGCAACAAAAUGUUCCUGCAGUUCUUCUCAGACAACUCCGUGCAGAAACGAGGCUUUGAGGUUUCAUACAGAGCAGGAUGUGGAGGGAGCCUUAAAGCUGAGGUCAAGACAAAAGACCUGUACUCCCAUGCACAGUUCGGAGAUAACAACUAUCCCGGGGGCUCUGACUGUCUGUGGGUGGUCACUGCUGAGAAGGGUUACGGAGUGGAGAUCAUCUUCCAAGUGUUUGAGAUCGAGGAGGAGGCCGACUGCGGGUAUGAUUACGUGGAGCUGUAUGACGGCGCGGACGUCAAGUCUCCCAGGCUGGGACGAUAUUGCGGAUCCGGGGCCCCAGAAGAGGUCUAUUCAGCUGGAGACGCCGUCGUUUUAAAGUUUCACUCGGAUGACAGCAUCAAUAAAAAGGGCUUCCACGUACGCUACACCAGCACGAAGUUCCAGGACACGUUACACGCAAGCAAGUGACUCUCUAAUCCGACCCCAAACCUAAAUGGAGACUUCAGCCCUAACAUUUGGUCGCACACGCCCUUUUCCAGACGAGGAGUGAAUGCAUGGAUUGAUACCGCAAACACCAACCAGCAUACUUCACAUUCACAUCUGCUAGAGAGAGUAAAAGCCGUGCCGAGAAAUUGCAUCUUUGCUUUUGCUCAGUGUGUAGCUGCACAGGAUGAAGGUUUGAAGUGAUUCUUUUUUUUGAUUGUAUUCAGUCACGUCGCCAGUGAUGAGACGAUUAUGUCAUAACACUGCUGAGAUAUAAAAUGUAUAUAUUGUGAUAUAGUUUGCCUUGUUUUUUUGUUUUUUUAAAUCAUGACAUCAGUGAUAUCACUUUUACUGUCUGAGGGUGAAAAGUUGACCAUACAAAGAAUGUAACGCACUUUUUGUUGUUUAUAUCAAUUUACAAAUCUAAUUUUCUGACCCUACAUUGCCUUAGUUCAGUUUUUGAUUUUCCUUGCAGUACAUUAACAUUACCUCAAAGUAUAUUUUCAACUCCUUUUUUCCCCCUAACAUUUUUUAAACCACUGUCGUGUUUCCAUGAAACAUUUUCUGCUUUUCUACUAACUCGUGUUUCUGUGCAGAAAACACACAGUAGUUCACCAUGAUGAUGGAGGAAAUCAACACCUCAGACUGAAAACUGUUUUCAGACAUGGACUUUUGCAAAAUGUCUGCCAGAUCUGCUGUUAGACGCGUUCACAACUGCAGGAAAAUUUCCGGAACAUGGGCUCACUCUGGCAUUUUCUGGAUAUUUUACAAUGGUGCCGGCAGGAAAAGUUCCAGGAGAUGUCCAGAGAAACAUUUGCAGACAUUUGUGUUCUCAGAUGCAGCCCCUCAGGAAAAUUUCAGAAAAAUGUUUGGUCUUCAGUGCCUGUCUGAAAGCAGCUCACGUCUGUUCAGUAUUUUGCUUUUAUAUCUCUACUAAUUAUUCUGCUUAUUGACCACGAGGAGAAACUUAACACAGGCUAAAAGUAUCAUUUGUUUCAUUCGUGACAUCACUGUUGGUUGUGGUUACAAGUGCAAGAGGGCACGUAGCUUUCGCCUCAGCUGUGGACAACACUGACAUGUAGUUAUUCUUAUUAUUUUACUCUUCUCUUGGAGUACACCCUCAGAUGACAAAUGUUUUGUCAUAUGGAAAUCCUGCGUACAUGGUGAUGUGGACAGUAUAAAACUAGCCUGGACAACAAGUGCUUCAACUUACACAGUAUGUAAUGAAAUGACAGCGAUGUUAUAUUUAUUUUCAUGCUGGAAUAAUAGGCACACUUUGGAAAAGUGUAAUUUUCAAGAAAUACUUUUAUUAAAAUAGUGAUAUUGGGUGCCGCAUAACAUGCAUCAGGCUUUGGAUUGUCAAGGGUGGGCAGCUGGUACAAUAGAUUCCUCUACUUGUACAGCAAAUACAAAGUAAAUUUCACAAAUUAUAACCAUUGUCCACAUCAAAAGAAAUAUUAUAAACUCUGUUUUCCAAAGCUUUUGAAUGCAUCAUAUACAUUGUUAGAAUGGUAUAAUGACACUAUAUGACCAACAAAAACAUGACACACUGACACUGUACAUUUUCAAAAAAUGUCAAAAAUAACCAUAUGAUUAAGGCGUUUACUUGAAUGUAUUAAUGUAUCAUGCAUUAAUAACAAGAUAACCACAAUAGCACAUACAUUUAACCUCAAACAGUCAGGUAACCAGACAGUUUCACAUUCUUCACCAAAGCACAGCUUCUCUGAAAUGAAAUGUGCGGCAGUAGAUCCAGUCUACAUACUGAACAACGUGUUUCUGUUGGACACGGGUCUAAUAUCAACUGUUGUACAAAUACAAAUAUGUAUGUAUCUAAUUCUGUACACUAUAAAGUAUGUUUUCUCUUUU
Scophthalmus maximus (turbot) is the source of this 5068-nucleotide messenger RNA. Its product is annotated as bone morphogenetic protein 1-like. The transcript is spliced from 20 exons. The coding region runs from base 263 to 3187 and encodes 974 amino acids. The record is from RefSeq and is a predicted model, not a curated record. NCBI's taxonomy places the organism in Eukaryota, Metazoa, Chordata, Actinopteri, Pleuronectiformes, Scophthalmidae. Gene Ontology annotation, biological process: proteolysis. Gene Ontology annotation, molecular function: zinc ion binding; serine-type endopeptidase activity; calcium ion binding.